GCCUCGGAGCGCUGACUGGGUCGGAGCGGCUGAGCCGCGGAGACGCGAGCCCGACCCGCGUUGGCACUGAGGUGGCGGGGACUGGCGGCGGCGGGGCGGCUGGACAUCCCGCGCCGCGCAGGGCAGAUGUUUCGGGACCAGAUGAAGCCUGAGGAGCCCUCCAGCUGUACCGUAAUAGGCCAGGAAGCCUUCUGAGUGCGGACUUGCACAAGGUCGCCCUGCCCCUCUGCACCAUGUCAGGAAGCCAUACACCUGCUGCCAGUGGCCCCUUCUCAGCCCUGACUCCGAGCAUGUGGCCCCAGGAGAUCUUGGCCAGGUCCGCGCAGAAGGAAGAGUCAGUGGAGCAGCCGGAGUUCUACGACGAGUUCGGUUUCCGCGUGGACAAGGAAGACGGUGCCAAUCCCGGUUCCGGCAAGCCGCCGGCUGCGUCUCUCAUGGAGGACCCUCCACAGAGGCUGCGCUGGCAGGCCCACCUGGAGUUCACCCAUAACCACGACGUGGGGGACCUCACCUGGGACAAGAUUGCCAUCUCUCUGCCCCGCUCCGAGAAGCUUCGCUCCCUGGUGCUGGCUGGCAUCCCGCACAGCAUGAGGCCACAGCUGUGGAUGCGGCUCUCCGGGGCCCUGCAGAAGAAGAGGAAUUCCGAGCUGUCCUACCGAGAGAUGGUGAAGAACAGCUCCAAUGAUGAGACCAUUGCUGCCAAGCAGAUCGAGAAGGACCUGCUCCGUACCAUGCCCAGCAACGCCUGCUUUGCCAGCGUGAGCAGCAUCGGCGUGCCCCGCCUGCGCAGGGUUCUGCGUGCACUGGCCUGGCUCUACCCAGAGAUUGGCUACUGCCAGGGCACAGGCAUGGUGGCUGCCUGCCUCCUGCUGUUCCUGGAGGAGGAGGACGCUUUCUGGAUGAUGUGCGCCAUCAUCGAGGACCUGCUCCCUGCCUCCUACUUCAGCACCACUCUGCUGGGGGUCCAGACAGACCAGCGGGUCCUGCGCCACUUUAUUGUCCAGUACCUGCCUCGCUUGGACAAGUUGCUCCAGGAGCAUGACAUCGAGCUGUCCCUGAUCACGCUGCACUGGUUCCUCACGGCCUUCGCCAGCGUGGUGCACAUCAGGCUGCUGCUGCGCCUCUGGGACCUGUUUUUCUACGAGGGCUCCCUGGUGCUGUUCCAGACCACGCUGGGCAUGCUGCGGCUCAAGGAGGAGGAGCUGAUCCAGUCCGAGAACUCGGCCUCCAUCUUCAACACGCUGUCAGACAUCCCUUCGCAGAUUGAGGAUGCGGAGCUGCUGCUGGGGGAGGCCAUGCGGCUGGCAGGCUCCCUCACUGACGUGGCCGUGGAGACGCAGCGCCGCAAGCACCUGGCCUACCUCAUUGCAGACCAGGGCCAGCUCCUAGGGACCAGUGCCACCAGCAACCUCUCGCAGGUUGUGCGGCGCAGGGCCCAGCGGAGGAAGUCUGGCAUCACCUCCCUGCUCUUUGGGGAGGAUGACCUGGAGGCGCUCAAGGCCAAGAACAUCAAGCAGACGGAACUGGUGGCAGACCUCCGGGAAGCCAUCCUGCGUGUCGCACGUCAUUUCCAAUGCACAGACCCCAAAAACUGUAGUGUGGAGCUGAGCCCGGACUACAGCAUGGAGAGCCACCAGCGGGACCAUGAGAAUUACGUGGCGUGCUCACGUAGCCACCGGCGCCGAGCCAAGGCCCUGCUGGACUUCGAGCGACAUGAUGACGAUGAGCUGGGCUUCCGCAAGAACGACAUCAUCACGAUCAUCUCUCAGAAGGACGAGCACUGCUGGGUCGGGGAGCUGAACGGCCUGAGAGGCUGGUUUCCAGCCAAGUUUGUGGAAGUCCUGGAUGAACGGAGCAAAGAGUACUCCAUCGCGGGGGACGAUGCUGUGACAGAGGGGGUCACGGACCUGGUUCGAGGGACCCUCUGCCCAGCUCUCAAGGCCCUAUUUGAACAUGGGCUGAAGAAGCCAUCCCUGCUUGGGGGUGCCUGCCACCCUUGGCUGUUCAUCGAGGAGGCAGCAGGCCGGGAGGUGGAGAGAGACUUUGACUCGGUGUAUUCACGCCUGGUGCUGUGUAAGACAUACAGGUUGGAUGAAGAUGGCAAAGUCCUGACCCCGGAGGAGCUGCUCUACCGGGCCGUGCAGUCUGUGAACGUGACCCAUGACGCUGCACAUGCACAAAUGGACGUCAAGCUCCGUUCCCUCAUCUGCGUGGGACUCAACGAGCAGGUCUUGCACCUGUGGCUGGAGGUGCUCUGCUCCAGCCUGCCUACCGUGGAGAAGUGGUACCAGCCCUGGUCUUUCCUGCGCAGCCCUGGUUGGGUGCAGAUCAAGUGUGAGCUCCGCGUUCUCUGCUGCUUCGCCUUCAGCCUCUCCCAGGACUGGGAACUGCCUGUGAAGAGAGAGCCAGGGCCAAAGAGCUGUAUGUCCAACGUUCUGUCCUUCCUGGAAUCGUCUAUAAAGCCUAGGACCCAGCCAUACCACCCACUUCUUCCGUGGAUUGAACAAAAAUGGACCAAAGGAUGGGGGUGGCUCCUUGAAAUCUGCUGAGAUUUCUGCCAAACAAGAAAGUGAAUGACGUCAGAGACAGGCCUGAGCAGGACCUGAAGGCGGCCACACUCUACACCACAUACGAAAGUGAACUCCAGAUGGGCGGAAGGUCUAAAGUCAGGAGCUUAGACGACAAAACUCUUAGAGGAAAAUGGGAAGUCUUCGUUGGAUUCGGUAAUGAUCUCUUGGUCGUGACACCAAAAACACAGGCGGCGACAAGCAUACAUACAUUGGACCAUGUAAGAAUGUAAAACGUGUGUGUACUGAAGGACAGCAUCGAGAGAAAAGACGAUCCAUGGAAGGGAGGAACUACUCACAUACCAUGUAUCCGAUGGGUCACACCCAGAAUGAAGAACUGCAACUCACCCAACGGAAGAAAGGACAAAGGACUCCACAAAUCUGCAAGUGACCCGUAAUGACAGGAAAGAUGCUCACCCUCAUCAGUCAUCAAAUGCAAACCAAAACUAUCAGAAGAUACCACCAAAGGGCACCUGGGUGGCUCAGUUUUAGUUUAAGCGUCCAACU
This is a messenger RNA of Suricata suricatta (meerkat), 3074 nucleotides long. RefSeq names its product small G protein signaling modulator 3 (gene SGSM3). The record is from RefSeq and is a predicted model, not a curated record. The coding region runs from base 234 to 2549 and encodes 771 amino acids. Gene Ontology annotation, molecular function: protein binding. NCBI's taxonomy places the organism in Eukaryota, Metazoa, Chordata, Mammalia, Carnivora, Herpestidae. The transcript is spliced from 23 exons.